Megachile rotundata (alfalfa leafcutting bee) is the source of this 3318-nucleotide messenger RNA. It is a transcript of the gene betaCOP, whose product is annotated as coatomer subunit beta. Gene Ontology annotation, biological process: endoplasmic reticulum to Golgi vesicle-mediated transport; intra-Golgi vesicle-mediated transport; intracellular protein transport. Gene Ontology annotation, cellular component: cytoplasm; COPI vesicle coat. Gene Ontology annotation, molecular function: structural molecule activity. Lineage: Eukaryota; Metazoa; Arthropoda; Insecta; Hymenoptera; Megachilidae. The record is from RefSeq and is a predicted model, not a curated record.
CCGUGGCGCUAUCUGCUCCUCAGUGGUCCCCUAACACAGGGGUUUUGACACGUAUGCUGUUUUUCUUGUUCCUGGAGUCACAUAAAUUUUGCAGAUUGUAAGACAAGUUCUCCUGGGAAGAUUGUGAAACGACAGGAAAGAUGAGUACCGUCGCAGAACAACCUUGUUAUACGUUGAUAAACAUUCCAACUGAUACGGAGCCGUUGAACGAGCUGCAAUUGAAACAUGAUUUGGAGAAAGGAGAUGUCAAAACAAAAAUUGAAGCCCUUGAGAAAACUAUUCAUAUGAUAUUGAGCGGGGAACGCCUGCCGGGUCUUCUGAUGACCAUCAUCAGAUAUGUUCUUCCGCUGCAGGAUCACAUGAUUAAAAAGCUUCUAUUGAUAUUCUGGGAGAUUGUACCAAAAACUUCUCCCGAUGGUAAACUGCUUCAGGAGAUGAUUUUAGUAUGCGACGCGUACAGGAAAGAUUUGCAACACCCGAAUGAAUUUGUCAGAGGUUCUACGUUGAGAUUUCUGUGCAAAUUGAAGGAGCCGGAGCUUUUAGAACCACUGAUGCCUGCAAUAAUUGCAUGCUUGGAACAUAGACAUUCUUACGUGAGACGUAACGCAGUCCUAGCUAUUUUUACAAUUUACAGAAACUUUCAAUUUCUCAUACCAGAUGCUCCGGAGUUAAUAGCAAAAUACUUAGAAGGGGAACAAGAUAUGUCUUGUAGAAGAAAUGCAUUUUUGAUGUUGCUUCAUGCUGACCAGAGUAGAGCACUCGCUUACUUAGCUGCUUGUUUGGAUCAAGUACCCAGUUUUGGUGAUAUACUGCAACUGGUUAUUGUUGAAUUAAUUUACAAAGUUUGUCUUGCAAAUCCUUCAGAAAGAGCUAGAUUUAUCAGAUGCAUUUACAGCUUGUUGAAUUCCUCGAGUGCUGCUGUUCGCUACGAAGCAGCUGGCACUUUGGUGACACUUUCAAGUGCCCCCACAGCAAUUAAAGCUGCAGCCUCAUGUUACAUAGAAUUGGUUGUUAAAGAAAGUGACAAUAAUGUUAAACUGAUCGUCCUCGACCGUUUGAUUGCAAUGAAAGACAGUCCUGUUUAUGAAAGAGUGCUUCAAGAUCUGGUUAUGGAUGUACUUAGAGUAUUAGGUUCACCGGCAUUGGAAGUAAGAACAAAAACGUUAGCUCUUGCGAUGGACCUGGUAACCACACGCACAAUCGAAGAAAUGGUUCAACUCUUAAAGAAAGAAGUGCUUAGGACUGCCGGUGGAGAACACGAAGAUGCUGGCAGAUAUCGACAGCUUUUAGUGCGAACGUUACAUGCUUGCUCCAUUAAAUUCUCAGACGUAGCCGCAACAGUUAUUCCAGUACUGACAGAUUUUCUAUCAGAGAACAACGAGGCUGCGGCUACUGAUGUCUUGGUGUUCGUUCGCGAGGCUAUUCAGCGAUUCGAGAAUCUCAGGCCACUCAUUGUUGAGAAACUCCUUGAAGUAUUUCCACACAUAAAGUCAGUGAAGGUACACAGAGCAGCAUUGUGGAUUCUCGGAGAAUACGCGACCUCAAAAGAAGACAUAGAAGCCGUAAUGAACCGCAUACGCGCCGCUCUAGGUGAACUGCCACUGCUCGAAGCAGAAAAUAAGCGUCAGGCCGGUGAGAAGUCGUCGGAAGAUGAAAACGCCCAAACUUCACCAGCGCAACUGGUCACCUCUGACGGCACAUACGCUACUCAAAGUGCAUUUAGUGCAACAUCUGCUCACAAAAAGGAAGAGAAGCGUCCAGCGCUAGUUCAGUACAUGAUGGAAGGCGACUUCUUCAUCGGUGCUUCAUUAGCUACGACCUUGGCCAAGCUGGCCCUCCGUUACAAGAGUCUCGAGAACGAUCUGCAGAAGAGCAAUCGUAUGCAAGCCGAAGCGAUGUUCGUGAUGUCCAGCGUGUUGCAACUGGGUCGUUCAGGUCUGCCUACGAAGGCGAUGACUCACGACGACGCUGAGCGAAUAUCUUUGUGUCUGAGAUCACUGGCUUGUCCCAUGCCGCUUGUGCAGACGGUGUUCACCGAGGGUUGCCGCGAAGCUCUGGGCAGGAUGUUGGCAGCGAAGGCUGAGGAGGAUUCACAAAAUCAGAAGGCAAAGGAGAAGCCAGGUAGCGUUGUCCAGGUAGACGACGCGAUUCAGUUCCUACAGUUGAGCCGUGGAUCAGACUUAACCGGUGGAUCUGGGGACGUGUUCGAGCAGAGUCUCAGCGCCGCUGUUGCUGGAAGACCUGGCGCUGGCGGAGACGCACCGGCCCCGAGUGCUCUGAGCAAAGUCACCCAGCUGACUGGCUUCUCGGACCCCGUAUACGCGGAAGCUCUCGUUCACGUUAAUCAGUACGACAUCGUACUCGAUGUGCUAAUCGUUAAUCAAACCGAAGACACGCUACAAAACUGUACCCUGGAGCUUGCGACUAUGGGUGAUCUGAAGCUUGUAGAGAGGCCACAGCCCAUCGUAUUAGCGCCACGAGACUUUGCCAGCAUCAAAGCUAACGUCAAAGUAGCUUCUACGGAAAAUGGGAUCAUAUUUGGGAACAUAGUGUAUGACGUAUCCGGCGCCGGUUCUGACAGAAGCGUGGUCGUCUUGAACGAUAUACAUAUCGACAUUAUGGAUUACAUAGUACCAGCUACGUGUACGGAUGCAGAAUUUCGACAGAUGUGGGCAGAGUUUGAGUGGGAGAAUAAGGUGUCCGUGAAUACGACGUUGUCAGAUUUGAGGGAGUAUCUGGCUCAUCUUUUGAAAUCUACAAAUAUGCGCUGUCUUACUCCAGAAAAGGCCCUUUCUGGACAAUGCGGUUUCAUGGCAGCAAACAUGUACGCAAAAUCCAUAUUCGGAGAGGACGCACUAGCAAACAUGUCUAUCGAAAAACCCUUGAAUAAACCAGACGCUCCAGUUGUUGGCCAUAUACGUAUCAGAGCAAAGAGUCAAGGCAUGGCGUUAUCAUUAGGAGACAAAAUCAAUUCCACGCAGAAAGGACCGCAAAGCAAAGUGGUGCAAGCUGCUUAAAACGCGUAGUCACUAAAUCUGUUUUACGUAUCCUCAGUAUUCGAGUCGUUUCGAAAAAAAAGCGUAGCCAAUUGAGAUAUGUUUUAUACAACUGAAUACAUUGGUAUUAUUACGCCAUUUUUUUCUUUCUUUUUAUUCGAUUUCCUUGCGUACCGAUAUCGUUUACCGACGAUACUUGCUGUACCCGCAAGCGAAGAAAUACGUACACGAUAUACUUUAGCUACACUUCUAUUUUAUUCUGUUGAAACUGUCGUUUCUGAUAUAUACAAUAUUUUUUACGAAAUAAAGAACGAAUACUUUA